AUGCCUUUUAUCCCCACCCCUCUCGACGGCGGCGUGGUCUACACCAUCCACGCGGACCGGCGUGUCCUCGUCGCCGACUCGCCAGACAGCACCGCCUGGCUGCCGGGCGCUGACGAGGCAUGCAUGCGUGGCGGGGCAGAGCGCUCGUCCGGCUGGCUUCCCAUCGGCGUCAGGCCGGGCGCACCGCCGAAUGCACGGCGGUGCAGCUUCGACGCAGCAACGGCAGAGGCGACUCGAGCGUUUUGCGGCGCAGCACGCUGCGAGCACCGGCCGGCGCAUCGGCGCAAGGCGUAUGUGACUUCUCUCUCGCGCGAGCUAGCGCCCGACUCGUUCCACGCGGACUCGGAGGCGCUCGGGCCGCUCGCGGGCCGCCUGCUCGGGCUGCUGCGGCUGCUGCACCUGGCGGGGCUGGCGUCCUCGCGGCGCGAGCUCCUCACGGUGCUCGCCUACCCGCACGAGGCGUGGCCGGAGGCGUGGGGAGGGCACACCGAGUUUGCGGCGAGCGUGGACGGGGAGGAGGUGGCCGGAGGCGUGGACGCCGACGGCGAGGCGCGGCGUGCGGCGCUGCGGCUGGUCCCGUCGCCUGGGUCUCUCUAG
Molecule: messenger RNA, 597 nt
Organism: Emiliania huxleyi CCMP1516
Lineage: Eukaryota; Haptophyta; Isochrysidales; Noelaerhabdaceae
Exons: 3
Coding region: 1-597 (198 amino acids)
Source: RefSeq, a predicted model, not a curated record